This is a messenger RNA of Helianthus annuus (common sunflower), 1511 nucleotides long. Its product is annotated as beta-lactamase domain-containing protein 2. The transcript is spliced from 7 exons. Lineage: Eukaryota; Viridiplantae; Streptophyta; Magnoliopsida; Asterales; Asteraceae. The record is from RefSeq and is a predicted model, not a curated record. Bases 128 to 1369 code for a protein of 413 amino acids.
AAACCAGAUUUCGAUACAGGUCGGGCAACUGAGCAGUAUAUGAAUACGGUGAUCAUCAGCUCCGGUUGAUUGCUUUGAAGAACUCAACUAUCGGUAUAGUCAAUCAAUCGGGUCCAGAGAAAGCAACAUGAAUAAUAAUGGACCAGCUGCCACAGAAACAAGGUGGUUAUAUGACAGUCCAGUCAAUUCCGAUGUAGAAGCAAAGCUGAGGCGUUUCUUGGUUGAACUAAAGGAUACUGAUAGAAUACUUGGAAUCCAGGUUUGUGCAUACAAAGAUGGGCAAGUGAUAAUUGAUACUGCUGCUGGAGUACUUGGAAAAUAUAAUCGCCGUCCGGUUCAGCCCAACAGCUUAUUUCCUGUUUUCUCGGUAACUAAGGCCGUCACAGCCGGUAUGAUACAUUGGCUGGCUGAUAAAGGGAAACUGAAGCUCGAUGAAAACAUUGGAAACUUUUGGCCAGAGUUUGCUAAGAAUGGAAAAGAUCAAAUAAAGGUUAAUCAUGUACUUAAUCAUACGGCUGGUCUACACAAUGCUCUUGCUGGCGUUUGUGAAGAAGAUGAUACAUUAUUUUGUGAUUUUGAUGAGUGCGUAAAGCGUAUUGCUAUGGUUGCACCUGAGACUGAACCUGGUCGCGUACAGUUGUAUCAUUAUCUAUCAUAUGGCUGGUUGUGUGGUGGAAUCAUUGAGCAUGCUUCCGGAAAGAAGUUUCAAGACGUUCUGGAGGAAGCUAUUGUGCGCCCACUUAACAUCGAAGGCGAACUUUACAUAGGGAUUCCACCUGGUGUGGAGUCUCGUCUUGCAACUGUUACAUUAGAUCAUGAUAUCUAUAAGCCCAACUCGUUCUCGAUCCCACGGCCUUCCUCAUACACAUUCAACAUGAUGUCAAGCAUUAUACCAUUAUCAAAUACUCUCAAUGUGCGUCGUGCCAUACAACCUGCGGCCAAUGGACACUUCUCGGCUCGUGCUGUGGCUCGCUACUAUGCCACCCUCGUGGACGGUGGUGUGGUCCCACCUCGUCACCCCUCUUUAUCCGAAAGCCACCCCAUGAGUGAUAAAGUUGACAUAAAAAUCUUUACCAGCCCAAAAGGGAAAAUUCAUGACGCGCUUUUGGGAAGUGGAGAUUAUGAGGAUUUGAUCGUCCCAGAUGGGCAGUUUGGGGUUGGGUUUAUAAGAUUUAGUGAAACCAAUGGUUCGGUAAUUGGGGUUGGCCACCCAGGUUUAGGUGGUUCUACAGGUUACUGUGACAUAAACAACAGGUUUGCAAUUGCUGUAACCAUUAACAACUUAUCAUCAGGUGCUUUGACUGGGGAGAUAAUCAAGUUUGUUUGUGCGGAACUUGAUCUUCCUAUACCGGGAUGCUAUGACAAAUGACUAGCUCGUUCUAGUGCUUUAAUCUGAAGUUGCUUAUUGAAAACUAGUUUGAAGUUGUAAUGGUUUACUUUCUUGUUUCUCUAAUAAUAAUAACUGCUAGAAAAUCUGAAUAAAAUUUCUAAUUAUUAGUUUUAUUUAAGAU